UUUUGUUUUUUGAAAUUCUCAAAUUUUUGUUUUUUCAACAAUUUUUGCUUCUUGAAGAAUUUCAUAGAAUUCGAAAAAGUUAGAAAAAGAACACGAUGAGGCGUUGCAAUUUCCGAUUUUUUAUCCGUCUGUGUUUCCUGAUUUAGACAAUGAAAUGAAAUUAAAACCUCUUGUACUUGGUAGAAAUGAAGUUUCUUAUGAUUCACGAGUGAAAAUUAGUAAUUGGCAAAAUAAAUUUUUACGUGAACCACGUGAUAAUACUGAAUUUUUUCCACCGAAAGGACAUUUACAAAUAUCAACUUAUAAACAAUUGGGAAUUAAUGAAUCACAAAAUUAUUUAACAGAAACGAAAGAAAAAAUUAAAGAAUAUAAAAUUGAAAAUUUUCAAAAAUGUUCUAAAUCAACUCAGCUGCUAAAUAUUCAUUCUUUUCCACUGCAAGACAGUUUGGAUGAAAAAAGAAAAUCGUCAAAUGAUGGGAAAUACUCUUUGAAAAAUAUGCAAAUAGAAGAAUUACCAGAAAGUAUAUUUAGACGAACACUUGGAUAUUCUUUGGAAGAUCUUGAAAAAUUUGAAGGAAUUAGAACUUUUCUUGACGAUGAUUUAGAAAUUAUGCAAAAAAUAUUUAAAUUAAAACGAUACAAUAGAUAAAGUAUUUUGGAAAAAAUAACAUAUAUAAAAAUGAUUAUUAAAAAUUAUUUCAAUCACUGUUGAUUUCUACCAAAACGAAGAUGUCCAUAAUCUUCAAAUUGAUCACGUUUGCCAAAUCUCAUGUGACCGUAAUCGUCAAAUUUUUGCCUCUUAUUUGGAUGUG
Molecule: messenger RNA, 812 nt
Organism: Leptopilina boulardi
Lineage: Eukaryota; Metazoa; Arthropoda; Insecta; Hymenoptera; Figitidae
Exons: 6
Coding region: 155-649 (164 amino acids)
Source: RefSeq, a predicted model, not a curated record